ACUCCUGCCUGUUUGUUUCCGGCGCCGGCGACUGUCGCACCUACCUGUGUUGGAGCUUUAUAAUUGUCCUGAACAAGCGAAUGAUUUGUCACUUUCAGCUGUUUAAACCAGAGCUGGACGCUUUCCUGGAGUAAACAGUUUAUAAGAGUUAUUAUCAGCUGUCAAGUGGAGUGAUAGCGAGGAUGAGUGCGGAUGGAGGGAAGCCGGUGAAGGUGGGCUCUCUGGUGGAGGUGAUCGGUAAAGGGCAGCGCGGCACCGUGGCGUAUGUCGGCGCGACGCUCUUCGCCUCAGGGAAAUGGGUCGGAGUCAUCCUGGACGAGCCAAAGGGCAAAAAUGAUGGCACUGUGCAGGGCAAGUCCUACUUCAACUGCAAGGAGAAUCAUGGGAUAUUCGUCCGCCAGUCCCAGAUCCAGCCGAUCGAAGACGGAGGAAGCUCGGCUACUUCGCCAGACACACCCGAGUCAGGCAUCGCCAAAGUGCCUCGGAAAGAAACGCCUGGAAAAGGAACCAGACAGACUCUAACUACAAAGAAGGCCGCUGUGCGCCGUAGUACCAAGCCCAGCCGUCCCUCCAGCGCUGGCUCGGAUCUCUCGGGAUCAGUCUUGCUGGAGAACGAACCUGCCACUCCUUCCCAGAGUGCAUUGGGGGCUCCCAUGAUGCCACAGCCCAGCAGGACCACUAGUGAGGCCCCCAGCAGCCCUGCUCCCUCUAUCUCCAGCAAAGAGGAGGAGGCUCUGCGUGCUCAGGUGAAGGAUCUCGAGGAGAAGCUGGAGACUCUCCGUAUAAAGCGGACAGAGGACAAAGCCAAGCUGAAGGAACUCGAGAAGCACAAGAUCCAGCUGGAGCAGCUGCAGGAGUGGAAGAGCAAAAUGCAGGAGCAGCAGAAUGAGCUGCAAAAACAACUCAAAGAGGCCAAGAAGGAAGCGCGUGAGGCUCAGGAAGCUAAAGACCGCUACAUGGAAGAGAUGGCAGACACGGCAGACGCUAUCGAGAUGGCCACUCUGGAUAAAGAAAUGGCAGAGGAAAGGGUGGAGUCUCUGCAGCAAGAGGUGGAGAGUCUGAAGGAGAAAGUGGAGGAGUUGACCAUGGACCUGGAGAUCCUUAAACACGAGAUUGAAGAGAAAGGCUCAGACGGUGCAGCCUCGAGUUAUCAGGUGAAACAGCUGGAGGAACAGAACGCACGACUGAAAGAGGCACUGGUCAGGAUGCGUGACCUGUCAUCAUCUGAGAAGCAGGAGCACGUGAAGCUGCAGAAGCAUAUGGAGAAGAAGAACUCUGAGCUCGAGACUCUGAGAGUGCAGAAGGAGAAAAUGCAAGAGGAGAUGAAGCAGGCCGAGGCCACCAUCGACGAGCUGAAAGAGCAGGUGGAUGCUGCGCUGGGAGCAGAAGAGAUGGUUGAAACUCUGACCGAGAGAAAUCUGGAUCUGGAGGAGAAAGUGAGAGAGCUGAGAGAGACCGUCACCGAUUUGGAAGCAAUAAAUGAGAUGAACGAUGAGCUGCAGGAGAACGCGCGAGAGACAGAGCUGGAACUGCGCGAGCAGCUGGACCUGGCGGGAGCUCGAGUCCGAGAGGCCAACAAGAGAGUGGAAGCGGCUCAGGAGACUGUGGCCGAUUAUCAACAGACCAUCAGCAAAUACCGGGAGCUCACCACUCACCUACAGGAAGUGAACCGAGAGCUGACCAAUCAGCAGAGCGCCACAGCCGAGCAGCUCCAGCAGCCUCCUGCCGAGCUUUUCGACUUCAAAAUCAAAUUCGCGGAGACCAAAGCUUACGCCAAGGCCAUUGAGAUGGAGCUGCGUAAGAUGGAGGUGCAGCAGGCCAACAGGCAAGUGUCACUGCUCACUUCGUUCAUGCCCGACUCCUUCCUGAGGCACGGAGGAGAUCACGACUGCAUCCUGGUGCUACUACUCAUCCCCAGACUCAUCUGUAAGGCAGAGUUGAUCAGUAAACAAGCCCAGGAGAAGUUUGAUCUAAACGAGAACGUUACAGAGCGCAGUGGGCUGCGUGGAUCCGCGGGGGAGCAGCUGAGCUUUGCUUCAGGACUUGUGUAUUCCCUCACAAUGCUACAGGCCACCCUGCGCAAAUACGAGCAGGCACUAAACCAGUGCAGUGUGGAUGUGUUUAAGCGGAUGGGGACGCUGCACUCUGAGAUGAGCGUACACGAGCGUUCUCUUGACUUCCUCAUUGAGCUGCUGCAUAAAGAUCAACUAGAUGAGACGGUGCAAGUGGAGCCUCUCACCAAGGCCAUCAAAUUCUACCAGCAACUGUACAGCAUCCACCUGGCUGACCAGACUGAAGACUGCACCGUGCAGCUGGCAGACCACAUCAAGUUUAUCCAGAGUGCCCUGGACUGUAUGGGGGCAGAGCUGGGGCGCCUGCGUUCCUUCCUGCAACCUGGGCAGGAAGGGGUGGAGCUUACGUUGCUUCUGAAGGACCUGGACACUUCCUGUGGAGACAUUCGUCAGUUCUGUAAGAAAAUCCGCAGGAGGAUGCCUGGGACUGAUGCUCCUGGGAUACCUGCCGCACUCUCUUACCCUCCUCAGGUGGGUGAGGCGCUGGUGGAAAGCAGGAAGCAGCUGAGUUGUGUAGUCGCUGUGCUCCAGGAGACCGCAGCAGCAGGAGCUCAACUCAUCGCUACCCUGUCGGAGCAGGAGGGGCUCAGCGCGCCCACACUCGAGGAUGGAGUCUUUAAAGCGGUGGAGCGGAUUUACGGUUCUCUUGAUCAAAACCCACGUGAGUGCCUGCGCCAAUCAUGCAGCGCUGUCAUAGCAACCAUGAACAAGAUGGCCACCGCCAUGCAAGAGGGAGAGUAUGAUUCUGAGAAACCGCAACGUGUGCCUCCCCCUGUGGAGGUGCGUUCUGCUGCUCUGAGAGCUGAGAUCACCGAUGCAGAAGGACUCGGCCUCAAACUGGAGGACAGAGAGACGGUCAUCAAGGAACUUAAGAAGUCCCUCAAGAUCAAGGGGGAGGAGUUAAGUGAGGCGAACGUGCGUCUAAGUUUGCUGGAGAAGAAGUUGGACACGUCUACUAAAGAUGCAGACGAACGAGUGGAGAAGAUCCAGACCAAACUGGACGAGACAAACGCGCUGCUGAAGAAAAAGGAGAAGGAGUUUGAGGAGACCAUGGAUGCACUGCAGGCUGAUAUUGACCAGCUGGAGGCAGAGAAAGCAGAGCUUAAACAGAGACUCAACAGCCAAUCACGCAUGACUAUCGAAGGGCUGCGUGGAACACCAGCAUCCGGCAUCGCGUCUAUCGUCACAGGAGGCGCUACAGGAGGUGUGGUCUCUGGUAUAGCGAAUGUAUCAGGUACUGUGCAGGUGGUGGAUUCACCUCUUCUGAAGCAGCAAAUGGAUGUUCAGAGGUUCGCAAUCAAACACCUGAAGAACGAAAACUACAGACUCAAGGCAGAGAAGAUGAAGGCGCAGCUGGCGUCCCUUCCUCCUCUAAGCGUGCCCAACAUGGCCGGUGCGAUGAAGGACGGCUCGCUGAGCGACGGCGUUUCCGGGACGCUGUACCGGAAAACGGACCUCCUGCUGAGCAACCUGCUUAAGAUGAGCGCCGGCGUGAAAGUAGUGGACAUCACAGGAAAAACACCCGUAAGUGCCAGCGCUCAGCUGCUAGAGCAAACGGCUAGACUGCAGUCUCUGAGUGACGCUCUAGACAAACUAAAGAACGAAGUAUCCGAGCACGUCGUAAACCAACAGCUGGGAGCUCGAGUUCGCACCGAUUUUGCCACGUUCCCGUCAUCGACCUUCAUCAAGGCGGAGGGGGAGAAGAGGUGUGGCACCGUACUGGUAGGUAAAGUGAUGAUCCCGUGUGCUCGCGGUAAAGAACAAGCCCACUCUCUCUUCCUGUCACGGCACCAGCUUCAGCGUGUGCACCACCUCCUCAUGACCUAAAACACUUCAUUUCAUUGGACCACCUCAAUCAGGAAAAGACUCCUCCACCACCAAUCAGAGACACCCUUUCACAGCACUUCCUGUUUUCUCUCAGGAACUUCAAUCCAGGCUUUCAGAUUUCUUUUCCAAACCAAAGAGAAUCACCUCUGUUCAGUAGCUUCAGGUUAUUCACGGUGAAAGGACAUUCAGGCUCUUCUUGUAGAAACUUGUUUUUGUACUUGAUCAUUAUAAUUUUGGAGAGAAAAAAAUCUCACACUGAAGGAUUUGUACCUCCAAAAUUAAAUGGGUGGGGGGAAAAAAUCUGAAUGGUUAAAACACUACCACUAAAAACGAUUGCUCCUGCUCCUGAUGACUUUGCCGUUUAGGACGUCAUUCUCUUGAAUAUGAAGUGUUUAGAGAAUCUUAUGCAAUUUUUAAGGUGCGUAGCAAAUGGAACAGUACGGUUUAAAUUUUAGCAAAAAAAAAAAAAAAUAGUUAAAGCUAUAUCGGGGGAAAAAAUAGAUCGUAGUUCUUUCGUGUUUGUAAUUCUGAAAGCUAGUUCCAUGAAAACAAAGUAUUUACAGAUUUAUGCAAAAAAUUUUUGUCUGUGUUGGAAGCGGUUAUUCUAAAUAUCACUCCUUUUAUAAAAGCUUGCUCACUUUAGAAUAGUAUUAACAAGGGAUGCACAAUUUUUUUUUUUCUUUCUUAUCUGACAUGAUCUUAAUAUCCGAGUUGAGUGCUAUUCGGAUACUGUUUCCCCCCGCUUUUAAUUAUUACAAACAAACUGCUUGCUGUUAUUCUAUUUCAGCUCAUUAAAUAAAUAACUAAACUGAAAAGAAAAAAAAAAUGCUGCCGUUUAUCUAAGGCCGAUACUCUGGAGCAUAUCGGUGCAUCCCUUGUGUUCGUGCACAUUAACGUUCCCCUUUGGAUACUAAACACCUAGUUAAAAUGACGACGACGACGAUGAUUAAAUAGUAAAUAAUCCGUUCGUUCGCAUUUCUCUUUAACACACGGAAAGGACCAAAUCGAUACCAGGCACACAUCUCUGCCUUUUCAAAAUCCCCGCUCAUGAUUUAUAACGAGCAGGAAAUCUGCCUGUUUAAGAAUCUGCCAAAUCAGUACGGGUUGUAACGAAUCCCGCUCUCCCACUUUAACAUGCGCUAAAAUGUUCUUGUCAUUAUUAUUGUUAUAUUUAAGUGUCUUUUGCUGGUAUAGAAGGAAACGUGUUCACAUCCUUUCACUAAUAUUACAUCAUUUCAUUUCUGGCUAACCUCAAUCCAUGUAAUGCGAUAGAUAUUUAAUGAUUUUUGCAUUGAAUAAAAGUGAAAAAGAAAAAGAAUUUCUCAAGUAUUUCCAUUGAUAUCCGACGUAGAAAUAUAGGAAAUUCUUUUAUAAAAGGGUUCACGAACUUUCAAGCACCACUGUGAAUUCAUUCUACAAAAUCAUUCAGGUGUUAAUGGAACCAUUUGACUAAAAAAAAUUUUUUUUUUAAUGAAUAAAUAAAUGCAACAAGCACAUUGCAUACA
This is a messenger RNA of Ictalurus punctatus (channel catfish), 5404 nucleotides long. RefSeq names its product dynactin 1a (gene dctn1a). The record is from RefSeq and is a predicted model, not a curated record. Gene Ontology annotation, cellular component: spindle pole; microtubule associated complex; axon. Gene Ontology annotation, biological process: establishment of mitotic spindle orientation; nuclear migration. Bases 183 to 3899 code for a protein of 1238 amino acids. The transcript is spliced from 29 exons. NCBI's taxonomy places the organism in Eukaryota, Metazoa, Chordata, Actinopteri, Siluriformes, Ictaluridae.